Molecule: messenger RNA, 234 nt
Organism: Theileria equi strain WA
Lineage: Eukaryota; Apicomplexa; Aconoidasida; Piroplasmida; Theileriidae
Exons: 1
Coding region: 1-234 (77 amino acids)
Source: RefSeq, a predicted model, not a curated record
AUGGAAGCAACGGAUGGAAAUAGAGAAGACACCCAAAAGGACAAGAGAGACUGUCAAGAUGCGAACAAUGAAGGUGGAAAGCGCUGCUUUAGCAACGAAGGAAUAAAGGUGAAUUCGCAAGAACACAAUGCCCAGGGAAUGCAGACCUACAGGAAGAUUAUCCACAGACCUGAGGGCAGCUCAAAGACCGGAAUUAUGCGAUAUGGCGUGUACAAGAAUAUCAGUCCGUACUAG